Molecule: messenger RNA, 2429 nt
Organism: Marchantia polymorpha subsp. ruderalis
Lineage: Eukaryota; Viridiplantae; Streptophyta; Marchantiopsida; Marchantiales; Marchantiaceae
Source: the annotation of a GenBank genome assembly
GCUCGUCCUCGUCUUCUGCGGGAACAGGAAACGAACGAAGGAAGCAAGGAAGGAGCGAACGCACGCUCGCUCCAUCGAUCGAUCGAUCUAUCAAUCAAUCAGUCAAUCGAUCAAUCAAUCAGUCAGUCAGUGCACCGGGCAGUUCGAUUCUUCCGAUCCGCCCUGCGCCUACGGCUUCGUUCCGACGGCCGCCCUGGGGAUUUGUAGCAGUGAAGAGGCGCGUGACCGCCGACUGAAUGGGAAUGCGAGCCCUUGAAGAGUUGGCCUUGUUCUGAACUUCAGCAGCAGCAGCAGCGCAGGCAGGCAGGCAGGCAGGCAGGCAGGAAGCGCGAGGGAGAGGGUGGUGAAGGCGCGGAGCGAUUUCUAGCCCGGCUAGGAGUGGAUCCGAGUUGUAGUGUAUUUAGUCUGGCGAGAGCGCAGGUGGAGAAUCGUGGAGAGGAGUCGUCGCCGAGCGCUGAAUAGCUUUGGGCGAUUUUCGUCGGGAAGGGAGUGGAGAGGAGGAGGGCUGGGAAGGGUGGUUGGGUAGGAGUGGAUCGGCGGGUGUAGAUACUUUUGAGUGUGCAGAGAAAGAUUUGAGAAGAGAGUGAAGAGAGAGGGAGGGAGGUAGUGAGUGGCGAGAAAGAAUGGAGGAGGAAGGAUCAGUUCGUGUUUUAGAUGGCUCUCAGAUUACUGCCGCGUUGCCCACCAUGGCAGAGAAGGCGCAGAAGAAAUUCAAGGAGAUAGAUACGGCGAACAAGGGAUACGUCACACCUGCCGAUGUGAAAUCCGCAGCCGUCUCUGAAGCUGCCGCCCUGUUGUUGGGAACGCAAGUCUCAGCUCAAGUUUUCGAUUCUGCCAUCAAAGGGGUCCCCCUUCCUGAAGCAACCACCCUCAAUCAAGAGGCUUUCGCAACUUCUCUUAUUGAUUGCUUGCGCGCCAUCGCCAAUGCUCUACACGAUGAACCGAUCGUGGUUUCAGUGUUGGAUGGAUCCACCAUUAGAGCUCUCCUGGAUGACGAGGAUGAGUUCGCUAUGGUGGCAGAGAACUUGUUCACAGACCUGGAUGUCGACGAAAGCGGCAAACUUAACCGCAGCGAACUUCGGCCUGCUGUACUGCAACUGGGUCUUGAGCAGGGAGUUCCGCCUCCUUCAGCUAAACCGGAGGCAGACGAGUUGAUUACAAAGCUGCUACAGAAGUAUUCGGCUGAUGGUUCUGAGGAAUUAGGUCAGGCACAGUUUGCCGAGUUGCUACAGACAGUCCUACAGGAUCUUGCUGAUUCUCUGACAAAUCAACCAAUAAUCAUAGUUCGUGAUGUGAGAGUUCUGAAUGGUUCGAAGAUCCGCAAGAUGCUUGAAAAUGAAAAGGCUCUGGCAGAGGUUGCAGACAACAUUUUUGCUGAUUUGGAUGCCAACAAAGACGGCAAGUUGACCAAGAAUGAAAUUCGUCCUCUAUUCGAGAACCAGGGUUCACAAUGGGGUUUACCAUCCCCUGAAGAGAGUGAGGCUGUUAAUGAGCUCUAUAAUGAGCUUUUUAAGGAGAUAGACUCUGACAAGAGUGGACAAGUCGACAAGAGUGAGUUCAAAGUGCUAACGAAGGUCCUUUUUGAAGGCUUUGCUGAACAACUUCGUCUUGAGCCCAUUUUGGUAAAUGUUGACGCUGCGUACCGGUAGGAUAUUUCUUCCGCCUCCCGCAACAGGGAAGCGAGAUAUAUUGCGGAACAAGUCCAGUGGCAGUUCCGUAGCAGGAGGAACAACUUUACAGUUUUGUGAGGGUGUAGCCGUCGAAGAUAAGCAUGAAUGUACGACUGCCUUGCAGUGUUGUGACCUUGUUAGAUUUCAGAACAAUGAAAGAUCUGUGACUAGCAUUCUUCUCAGGGGAUUACGUCUUUCUCUGACUGAACAAAAGGGUUCUCUGGUCAAGCUUUACAGAGCAACAUUUUUUGAAUAUCUCCUCGUCAGGUACCUGGAGUGUCGUCAAAUUUUUCUUUUUCUUUUAUCACGUCCCAACCAUAAAGUUAGUCGAAGUAACACGGGAGUCUAUUCGCUCUGCUCAUCCUCUAUGGCUAUUGACGACACUUUUUGUAAUUGGAAUUGUUGAAAGCUAGCUUAAGCCUGGUCUGUUUACCUUCGUGAGAAAUUUGUUGCCGGAUCACAAUUUGAAGAGGAUAAAGUACUCUUCUCGUGGUAGUUGUAAUCAGGUUCUACAGACUCGGUUCUGAGCGGAUUCUGUGAGCAAACUGCAGAGUUAGUAAGAAUUAUUGCAAUAUGAGGAGGAUGGGCAUAUUUUUGUUCAAGAUCAACAGCGAAACUGCUCUAAAUUCAACUUGGGGCCAUAUGUCCUUUUGUUACACGACUAGGUCUCAAUGUCUUUCUUACUACCCAUCGGUGACACUGGACGGUGGGUUGGGAGAAAGCCUGUAAAUUUGCAUAUAAGCUAUCGAUUAUUGCUCU